Pyricularia grisea is the source of this 1742-nucleotide messenger RNA. RefSeq lists its product as uncharacterized. The transcript is spliced from 6 exons. NCBI's taxonomy places the organism in Eukaryota, Fungi, Ascomycota, Sordariomycetes, Magnaporthales, Pyriculariaceae. The record is from RefSeq and is a predicted model, not a curated record. Bases 385 to 1050 code for a protein of 221 amino acids. Gene Ontology annotation, molecular function: GTPase activity; GTP binding.
GCAAGAGCCAGUGCGUUGGGUCUGACUGGUCCAGCGUUUAUUCACUGUUGCGCUGUAGCCUGAAAGAGUGCCUGACCCUGUUGAUUUGAAGGUCAAGUGUUCGCAGUCAAUCAACCACCAGCAAUCCUAAUCUGCCUUUGAUCUGUUCCCCGUCUAUCGCCGCCAUUGCUCUUAACAUCAGCACCUCCACUCACCUCGAUCUGACCAAACAAACAGCGAACCGACCUGCGUCUUGCCGGCAACACGUCCUCGCUCUCUCUCUUUUUUUUUUAUCGUUGAAACGCCUGCUACUGCCUUGCGAUCUUCUGCCUUUAUCUUUCUCUUUCUUUCUUCAACCCACCCACUUACGUACUUUAGCUACCUACAUAAUCUCUCUAGCCAACCAUGAAUCCCGAGUAUUUCCGAUGCGGCCAUACCCCCUCUUCGAAGCCACUCAAGAUCGGGUCUUCGAUGUACGACUAUCUGUUCAAGCUUCUCCUUAUCGGAGAUUCUGGUGUCGGAAAGUCUUGUCUGCUGUUGCGGUUCGCCGACGACACCUACACCGAGUCCUACAUCUCAACCAUCGGUGUCGACUUUAAAAUCCGGACUAUUGAGCUGGAUGGAAAGACCGUCAAGCUUCAGAUUUGGGACACUGCCGGACAAGAGCGCUUCCGUACCAUCACCUCUUCCUACUACCGCGGCGCCCAUGGCAUUUGCGUUGUCUACGAUGUCACUGAUAUGGACUCGUUCAACAACGUGAAGCAGUGGCUGCAGGAGAUUGACAGAUAUGCCACUGAGGGCGUCAACAAGCUCCUGGUCGGAAACAAGAGCGAUAUGGCAGACAAGAAGGUUGUCGACUACACGGUCGCCAAGGAGUUCGCCGACAGCCUCGGUAUCCCGUUCCUUGAGACAUCAGCGAAGAACGCAAACAACGUUGAGCAGGCUUUCCUGACCAUGGCCAGGCAGAUUAAGGAGAGGAUGGGCACCACAACAACAAACAACUCGAAGCCAUCGGUUCAGGUCGGCCCAGGCCAGGGUGUGGGGUCGAACCAGAGCAACAGCUGCUGUUAAACGGCCGUUUGUAAUAGGCCGGUAUUGACUGAGAGUCCCUCGCAUACCUUCCGGUGCCCUGAUGACAAGAGAAGUCCUAUCAAGAUGCCUUGUCAUGAAUGUUUACAUUUUUCUUCUCUGAUUGGUCUCUCGGGCUGUUUCAGGUGGACUGUGGAUUCGAAUGGCGGUUGUCACCUGAUUUCGCCCUCUGGUGAGGACUCGGUCAAGGCGCUUAGGCUGCGGAGAUACCGAGUGGGACGACAGUUGGAGACGGGCCGAGAGAAUAUGAUGACGACUGGAAUUGGGAUUGGGGACUGCAUAUCGAGUUUCUCUGUCUUGUUAUUUUGACCCGUUUCUUCUUGUUCUACUUUUUUUUAGCUUUUUUUUUCUUUUUCAUGCCACGCAUAGAUGAAUCGUUGCCUGUUCUUGGAUUCGCGUCCGCAAUCCCACCACUGACUAACCCGCCUUGUUCCUUAGUGCUCUGUAGUAUUGCAUCCGAAGCGACCGGCUCGCGAUGUAAUGCAACCUGAAUCUGAGAUUAUGUGAACGUUGGCUUACACGGAUGAACACCGGUUCGGAGUGGGAUAUAAUCGAUGAAUGGACCAGACCAGCUCCCUUGGUUUCCAGUUGGGUUUUAUUUUUUUUUUAUUUUUUUUUUUUGUCAACCUUCGGGGACCUAAAUUCGGCUAUAUUUAGCACUUACGAUCGUCGGG